Pygocentrus nattereri (red-bellied piranha) is the source of this 5124-nucleotide messenger RNA. It is a transcript of the gene snta1, whose product is annotated as syntrophin, alpha 1. NCBI's taxonomy places the organism in Eukaryota, Metazoa, Chordata, Actinopteri, Characiformes, Serrasalmidae. The transcript has 8 exons. Gene Ontology annotation, molecular function: protein binding; structural molecule activity. Bases 87 to 1529 code for a protein of 480 amino acids. Gene Ontology annotation, cellular component: neuromuscular junction; dystrophin-associated glycoprotein complex; sarcolemma. The record is from RefSeq and is a predicted model, not a curated record.
GCCUAUCUCUGGGCAUCUCUCUCCACCCCUAUCUCUUUACGGGACUGCCAGUCCGUGUUGCGGUAUUCCAGGAAUGCGUGGUGAACAUGGCGGCCGCGCUGAAGGCUCCCAAAAGCGGGCUGCUGGAGCUGCGCGUGGCGGUUGAGCGCUGGAGCCGUGUGCUGGCAGCGCUAAGCGGGGACGCGCUCACUGUGAGUCCCGCUGAGGCGAGCGAGGACUCGGGUAAGAGCAAAGCCCCGGCCGCGGCGCCUCUGAACGGGGAACCGAGCAGCCUGAGCUGCCCCAACGUCCCAGAACAUAUCAGCAGCGUGAAGCGCACCGUGAGGGUCACCAAGCAGGACGUGGGGGGGCUCGGAAUCAGUAUUAAAGGUGGUAAAGAGAAUAAGAUGCCCAUCUUAAUCUCGAAGAUUUUCAAAGGACUUGCAGCCGAUCAGACUGAGGCUCUUUAUGUGGGUGAUGCCAUUUUGUCGGUCAACGGAUGUGACCUGCGAGAAGCUACACAUGAUGAAGCUGUACAGGCCCUAAAGAAGACCGGAAAGGAGGUCAUCCUGGAGGUGAAGUACAUAAAGGAGAUGUCUGCGUUUUUUAAAAGUGCAUCUCCAGGUGUUCCUCCCGUGAUGGACUCCCCACCGUCCACUCCACAGAAGCAACCUGAUCCAGCGCUCACGGAGACCAGAACCAUCCCACUCAAAAUGUGCCAUGCCACCCGCAAACAGUGCCCCCCAGACACAGAGGACAGGUAUUUUGAGGUGGUGUCAGCGGACAGGAAGCAGUCAGUGUUUCUGAGGGCGAAGGACCCAGCUAUGGCUCAGUCAUGGUAUAACGCCAUCCAAACGGCCAGCGCUGCACAGCUGUCCACAGUUAAAGAUGACCUCAGAGCCUUGCAGCAAGGCCUGGACAUCAGACACGUCGGCUGGAUCAUAGAGCAGGGAUCAGAAAGGCCGGUACUGGCUGUGCUAACUGACAGAGAUCUGAUGCUCUAUAGUUCUUUACCGGAGAGCAGAGAGAGCCUCAACAGCCCAGACAAGAGCCAUCCACUCAUUACCACCAGACUCGUUCACUCAGGACCUGGGAAGACUUCAUCUGUGCAGGAUUCUGAGUUGACCUUCGGCCUCCGUUUGGGCACUAAGCAAGGUGUGGAAACCCACCUGUUCCGUGUGGACACUGCCAAAGACCUGUCCACCUGGAGCCAUCUGCUGGUAGAGGGUUGCCACAACGCUGCCGAACUUAUACAAGAAGUCACCACAGCGUGCAGUUGGAACGGUCAGCAGUGCAUGCUGAGUGUGCACAUAGACAACGGCUUCUCAUUGUUCACGGAGGAGGCCGGGGUCCGCAGGCACAUCCUCCUGCAGCAGCCAUUCGAGCGCCUGCGCAUGUCCUCCGACGACGGCGUGCGCAUGAUCUUCCUCGACUUUGGAGGCCCGGAGGCUGAGAUCCAACUGGACCUCCAUGCCUGCCCCAAAACUAUCGUCUUCAUCAUCCACUCCUUCCUCUCGGCCAAGGUGAAGCGGCUGGGCCUGCUGGCAUGACCGCUGAUGUCCUAAACUCACCAAACACGCAGCUAUGUGAAGCCUUAGUCACAGGUUAUAGGAAUCGGAGCCACGACAAUGGAAGCAGAAGGCAGAUCAAACAGCAUCAGUACAAGAGUUCUGCUGCAGGCUGCCAUCAGUGGAAUCCUGCCACUGUUGGCCAAACAAACAAUCUAAAGCCAUGAAAUGAAUCUCAUUUUAUUUCACUUUAUAGGAGAAACUGAUUUUCACACACAAUACAUGUUUAUAUCAUAUCAAUUUGUAUAAAACUGCAUAAUUAUUUAAAGAACAUAAGAUUUUUCCAUGCUCCACCCGCUAAUGCAUACUUACGUGGCAACUGUUGUGAGAUAAAACUGAAAUUGAAAAUGAAAUUGAUACAUUAAAUUCAGUUAGACUACAUAAGUUGCUCACCUGACCAAUACCUAUGAUUUGGUGGUCUUAUGUGCAUUUUUGAUGGGCUGCAAGUGGCUGAUUUGCUGUUUGACAUAGAAAAAUGCUUGUAUGUCAAUGCAGUUAAAGGCUCCCUGUCCACAUACUGCUAGCUCCAUAUUGAGAUCAGCUGGGGCAAUGUGCUAUAGGGCAAUGUGGGAAAUGUAGUGUCUGUAGUGAAUCUGUGUGGCCAUAAUAUUUGUGUUGUGUAGUUUAGCCCAAGAAUCAAGAUUAUAAUGGGAAACUGUGUAGUUUAUGUAUUGACUUUUUCCCCUGUGAUUAUAGUGGUGUACAAUAACAUUUUAUGGAUGCAUGUGCUCCAGUAAAUUGGCUUAGAACCAAAAAAGAAUGCUAAUUUUACUUUGAUCACAUAUCAAAAAUACAUACCUGACCAAUCCUAGCAGCGUGAACUUUCACACACACAAAAAAAAGCUUGUCCAACCUUGCAACAGUUGCUAGGAAAGAAGGCAUUUGUGCACAGAGCAUGGAUAGAUGGCUCGGAGAGGUGAUUGACAGAGAAGUAAAAAAUAAAGCUAGUAGUUUAAGGUAGAGUUAAUCCCAAAACUGGAAGCUAACUAUGAAAGAAAGCCAGUGGAAACUAAAUAGAAUGUUCCAGUUUGCAUAACAUCAACCUGGGUCCAACUAGUGGAAACUCAGUGUUAACCACAUUAGCGUUUUCAAGCAUUCUUUUGAUAUGACUUGAUGUGGAGGAAAUAAUACGUGGAUGUUUUGGGGAUUUUUGGCUCAGAAGUACACAGAGCAGCCUGGAUGCCUCUUUAUGAGUAAAAUUCAGAGAGUUAUGCAUUUAACACUGCUACAGAUUCUUCUCUGCUUCGAUUAGGUGGGAGAUCAUGUUUGAUUCUGUUUUGAUUUGUCUUAUAGUGUAUCUGAUCUAACUCUUUUCUAUUCUGAUAUAAACCACAUUUAGAUAUUGGUCAUUUCAUUUCAAAUGAUUGUCUACUGGCAGCUUGUCCAAACUUAGAACCAGAUGGGUUUAAGCAAAUGUGAUUUCAAUCUGGAGUCUAAAAAGAACAUUCUUCAGAUAGAUGUGACAGCUAAACUUAUGUGAGGCACCUUUCUCUAAUUAUGUAAUCCAGUCAUUAAACAUUAAUUAUGAAAUUCACAUUUUACUGAUAUUUAACACUUAUAAUGGAAGUACUGAUAAAGGAAUUCUAGCAUUGCAGAGGUGGGAGGGUGGAAUGUUGACAACUGGGGUUACUGUCCUGAUCUUUAGUGGCAAGAAGUGACAUCAUCUGCACUACAGGCCAAAAGUUUGGAAGCAAUACUAAUGAAAAUUGUACUUUUUAAACACAAACAUCCAUAAUUUGUUUAGCUCCUGGUGAUUAUCCUGUGCAGCUCUAAUCAAAUCCGCCUGAUUCCCCCAUUCAGAUGAUCACUCAAUCAGGUGUGUUAAUUAAAUUAAGAGUUUUUAAUUAAUUAAAAACCAGUCAAUGUAAGAGACUGUUAUCAACAAACACCAUCAUGAAAGCUUUCAUAUUGGAGUACCUUUAGCAAUAACUCAAAACAAGUGUCUCACGGCAUACUGUGAGAAUUUGGUGAUAAUUUUGCUUUUUAAACUUGUUUAAAUCUGCUGCCAGAGGAGUCUGUCCAGAAUUACAGCUGACAUGCACAUGACUUUGUUUAUUAUUGUGAUUUUUUCACAAAAACUUUAGAGCACAGUUCAGAUUGCUUAGUGCUUAUUACUGUUUAGCUUCAUCAGAGUAAUGAUAAAACACAACUGAUGUGUCACAUAUUCCUUUUCAUGCAUCUGGAGAGACAUUAAUGGAAAUAUGUGAGUCAAACUAGUCAAUAAAAAACCCCACAUUUUCAGUUUUUUUUAGGUUAUGUACUGUUUAUAUCGAAAAAAAAACACUGAGAAAUCACAAUUGCAGAGUAGAGCAGAUUAAAUGGCAGAAAGUUUGUCUUACAGGGUUAAACUAGAUGUCAAUAAAUGUGUUAUGUUGGUUGUUAAGUUGUUCUUAUUCUAUACUUUUUUGUAUUAUUUUCACAGGUCACAGAUUUAGAGCUAGAACCAUGAAACUUUGCAGCAUUGUAGAGGCUUUACAGGAAUAAUGUAUUUGUGCUUUUGGGAUUUUUUUCUUUAUACAUAUAUAAAUAUACAAAAUAAAAAUAAAAAAAAAUAUUAUAUAUAUAUAUAUAUAUAUAUUUAUAUAUAUAUGGCUGCUGUUAGAAGAAAACCGCAUAUAUUCAAAAUAGCAACUUCAGAGAAGAAGCAAAAAGAUCAUUCAAGUCAUUGGAACCAGAUUUUUUCCCAAGUAAUUUUGGGUCAUUUCUUUUGGUCCAUUCAUUGUGAAAUUCACACUCAAUGUAGUGGGCAACAGGCAUUUCUAAGCUAUGUUUAUAUACAUGCUGGCAGCUACCUGGGAUACCAUAGCAGUGCCCUAGCAAAACCUUAACAACCAUUUUGGAUUCCAUUGCCACACCAAAUGAAGUGUGUUUAUUCAAUGUGUUCAUCCUCUUCUAGUUCUACAUUUGACAGUUUUACUGUAAAAUAUUUUUGACCACUUGCUUCCACACUUUUGUCCUGCAGUGUAGUAAAUCUCUGGUGUCACUUAUCUGUAGCCAUACCAGGGAUGUGUUUUGUUGUUGUUGUUUUUUUUUCUUCUUUUUUUCAGAAUUUUCUUUCUAACAUUUGUGUAUUUCAGGACUUAGAGGUACGAGAUGACGGUAUGUGUUGAUGCAACAUUGAAUCAGCUGAAUUUAAUGAUGCCUUCAAACUUUCAGAUUCUGAGUUUUGAGUUUGACUCUGUUUGAUUGCCGACUCCCAUAAAGUUUAGUAUGUUACCAUACUGACAGUCAGGGCCAGAGCUCUGUAACAAACUUAUUUGUUGUCCUCAGCAAUCAAGUACACUUAGGGUCAGGACUUUUUCCUUUAUCAGCAGAGUGGACUUUUUAUUUUGUGACUUUUACGUUUGACAGGAAAAUAGAAGCAGCUGUUUCACAGUUGUCUGGUCAGUGGGAUACUGUAAGCAGAGAACAUCUAUCAUGUGGCCUUUUUGAAAGCAUACUACAAAUUAAUAUAUACUUCGAACUAAAAUAUGUUUGCUCUUAAAGACAAUUGUAUUGUAUAUUCUUAUUUAAACAAAAGUGUGCCUUGCAGGGUUGUUUGUACAUAAAAAUGUAAUAAAACAAUUGUUGACUUACA